UUCUUUUCUACUUCGAGCCCCCGCCUCCUCCGGCGGCACAGAAAUAGAAAGGUUUGGCAGAAAGAGCGCCUCUUGUUAGUGAGAGUGAGGACACAUCAGCAAAAAACAUAAAUCUGCCACAGUUUGAGCCAGGUUUCAAACUCCGGGGUCCGAGAGAUUAUCACCAGCCGCAGGAGACCGCUUCCUUCCGUUUGCUCAGCAUCAGCAACGUUCGAAACCACACAAAAAGAGGGUACCAGCUUGGCUGAACACCAAGCCGGGGUCUGUAAAUAACCAAGCUUAGACAGAUUCUGAAAACAAAGUGGCCGCUAAGGGCUAGUGAAUUGACCUGCAUCUGUCUGCCGUCGAGUUAGCUUGACAAGUUUCAGCAGUUGAAAGAGUUUUUGAGGGAAUGGCAUUGGACUUCGCUGCGGGCUGCGUAGGAGGUGCUGCUGGUGUUUUGGUCGGACAUCCAUUUGACACCGUGAAGGUGCGGCUUCAAGUUCAAAAUGUGGACAAACCUCUGUACCGCGGGACCUUUCACUGCUUCCAGUCAAUCAUACGCCAGGAGUCGGCGCUCGGCCUGUACAAAGGCAUCGGCUCUCCAAUGAUGGGGCUGACCUUCAUCAAUGCUAUAGUUUUUGGCGUCCAGGGCAAUGCCAUGCGCAAGCUUGGCCGUGACACACCGCUCAACCAGUUCCUGGCUGGAGCCUCUGCUGGAGCCAUUCAGUGUGUCAUCUGCUGUCCCAUGGAGCUGGCCAAGACGCGCAUGCAGAUGCAAGGGACUGGAGAGAAGAAGUCUAAGAGGAAGAUGUAUAAGAACUCCCUGGACUGUCUGGUGAGAAUCUACAACAAGGAGGGCAUCCGAGGUAUCAACCGCGGCAUGGUGACCACCCUGCUGCGUGAGACACCUGGUUUCGGCGUGUACUUUCUCGCGUAUGACAUGUUGACACGCUCCCUGGGCUGCGAGCCAGAAGACCCGUACAUGAUCCCCAAGCUGUUAUUUGCCGGUGGAAUGUCGGGCAUCGCUUCCUGGAUCUCCACCUACCCAGUGGACGUGAUCAAGUCGCGUCUGCAGGCGGACGGGGUCGGCGGUGUCAACCAGUACAACGGCAUUAUUGACUGCGUCAGACAGAGCUUGAAGAAGGAGGGGUGGAGGGUGUUCACACGUGGGCUCACGUCCACUCUGCUCCGUGCAUUUCCAGUGAACGCUACCACAUUUGCCACUGUGACUCUAUUUUUAAUGUACAUGCGCGAGGGAGAAGAGUGUAGCAUUCAGGACCCUGAGCCACAGUCCGUCCAGCUGCAGCCUCUGCAGCCACAGACACAGCCGACCAGCAUGUAAGCAGCUGUGUCGCAGCGAGCAUCACUAGAGUCGUCAGCAAAUCUGUUUGGUAUAGAUGGAAUUUGCAGCGUCUUGCAGGUCUGUGAUCUGUCAACUGGUAUCCAUGAUAACAAAGGUGAACUGACCCUAGGUAAGCAUUUGUCCACUGAGCUUCAGCCAAGUGACCACGUAGUAUUUAAGUAAUAUAUAUUUUAAGAUAAAAUCUGCACUUGUAAAUAUGGUCUCUUUUUAAACGUCCUUGGUUUUAUACACAUGUUGUUGAGUUUAAAAUAAUUUAGGAAACUUGACAGUUACAAGAGUUAUGGUUACAGAUGUCCCUAAAAUUUUGAUUAAUAGAAACACUUUGAUGCUGCGUUCAGGUCACAAUGAGUUAUACCUGGAAUUAAUUUUAACAACUGGUCUACACUGUUAACAACAUGCCUGAACUUGUAGAGUAAUCACUCAUAGUGAUCGAUUACCUAAAACAUUUGGGCAGGCUGUUGAAAAUGAAUGCAUUUGUACUGUUCCUAACUGCAAACUCCAAUCAAUGAAAUUAAUAUAAUUUAAAUAUUUAAUUUAUUAAUUUUAAGCGGUUGACCAAUCUGUAAUAUUCUCUCCACUGUGUCCAGGUCAAAUGACCCCCUUACUGUGGCUCUCCAUGUGAACACAGCAUUUCAGCAUUGUGUAGCAAUGGUUACAAGUACAAAGAGAGCCUUAUACAUAUACAUGUACAUUUAUGUAGAUAUGGUUGUAUUCAUUUUUCUGAAGUUACACAUGUGUACGUAGUUUAACUUUCUUAUGAAAAGUUGUAGGAAUUUAAUCCACAUUGUGACUGCUGCCUGACAUUUUAAUCAAGUAUUAGGUUACAGCUGUUCUUUUUACUUCAGUACUUAAUGAUCAACCUUAGAUUCUGAAAUUUAUAUUGAUACUGAAAAUAUUACAGGCUCAGAUAGUAACUCAUUGCAUUAGGACAUUAACAUAGUUAAGAAGAGGUCAGAUACAGAUUAAUCACGCAGAAUAAUUUCUACUUAUUACACAAUUACUGUGCAAAAAGAGAUCUGAUACUGUUUGUAAUCUUGUUGUUUUGGACAUUGUACAGUGUCCAAAGAAAAAGCACCUUAUGAUGUGAUCUUCAGCAUACGGUUACAUUUUUAGCAAUCAGAUUUUUUACUUUACACUCAAUAGAUUUUAGAUUUUGUAUUUACAAUGCAAGAAUCUGUUAUAGUGUGGAACAAAAACAACGGUUUGUUUAAAAAGUGGGCUUUGUAAAAUCCAUAAUGUAUUUUUAAACCUCCCUCUCUCUGUCAUUUUAUACGACGCACAUUGUUUAGCAGGCUCCAUGUUCUCCAUAAGGAGGCGCUGUCAGACCUGUCUUGUACACACUACCUGCCCCAGAGAGCCAGAGAAAGUAAUCGCUCCUGCAGUUUCAACACUGAGCUGCAAAUUUUCUGUCCUUGAUCCAGCUGCAUAUUUUGUUUUUCUUUAAGACAGAACAGUUGUGCUACCUGUUAGAGAAAUAAUUAAACCUCACCUCAACUACAAAUUAAAUUCAGCUUGUGGCUUAAAACACCUGAUAUGAACAUACAGAAGCUGUUACUUUCCCUGCUCCUCUUCACGUCUUCAUCUGCAGUUUGUAAACUGCUGCUGCUUUUAACUUUUCUUACCAGUGAUUGGCAAAGUUAAGACUGAGGCUGCAGGGUCAGAAGUGCAGGUCUGAAACUGCUUUGGAGUUGCCCAAAGACACGAUAAUGUACAUGCUGUGAAUUUGGUGUUUUGUGUUCUCAUGUCAUCCUUUUAAUUAUGAAGGUGUGAAAUUUCCCUUGGCUUUAGAUUUACCUUAAUUAGAUUCUGUUUUUCUGUUUUCAGGACUUCAGUUCUGUUUUGUAUAUAUGCUAGGUUUGACUGACUUUAUUGGUGGAUGUUACGUGAUUUCUGAUAUCUUUGCAAAACUGCUGCUUUCAUUAUCUGUUGUUGCCUUUAUGUUCUGUGCUUGUCUACUUGUACAUUAUCUUGUAUGAAAGCAGCAUGCCCACUCUGUAGUUCUUUAUGAGAAUGGUGAAAUAAAAGCCACUGUUUUCUCGUGGUCUGAAAGACA
Molecule: messenger RNA, 3398 nt
Organism: Lates calcarifer (barramundi perch)
Lineage: Eukaryota; Metazoa; Chordata; Actinopteri; Centropomidae
Product: mitochondrial basic amino acids transporter
Exons: 4
Coding region: 392-1324 (310 amino acids)
Biological process (GO): mitochondrial L-ornithine transmembrane transport
Cellular component (GO): mitochondrion
Molecular function (GO): high-affinity L-arginine transmembrane transporter activity
Source: RefSeq, a predicted model, not a curated record